Messenger RNA from Nilaparvata lugens (brown planthopper), 4561 nucleotides. RefSeq names its product presequence protease, mitochondrial. NCBI's taxonomy places the organism in Eukaryota, Metazoa, Arthropoda, Insecta, Hemiptera, Delphacidae. Gene Ontology annotation, molecular function: metal ion binding; metalloendopeptidase activity. Bases 266 to 3313 code for a protein of 1015 amino acids. Gene Ontology annotation, biological process: protein processing. The record is from RefSeq and is a predicted model, not a curated record. The transcript has 2 exons. Gene Ontology annotation, cellular component: mitochondrial matrix.
GAGUCUCGAAGCGCGUUGUGUAGUAGAUGGUUGUCUUUUCUUGUCGAAUCCUGAAUUUUGCAUCAGAAACCUAACCAUCAUCUUUUGAGUACAAUUAUUUUAAAUUUAACUUUACCACAACUAAUAUUACUUCCUUUUGAGAAAAAAUGUAUUUCUAAGCAUCUGAUAAUUUUUAAUAUUAUGUUGGGUCAUAACUCCAUAGAAGAACUACAGGGAUACGUUAUUAGGCCUGAACCGUAAAAUACUUUACAGAAAAUCAACCAAAAUGAUGCGAUUAUUACUGAACAACGUUGGAGGCCUGAAGAGGUUUUGCAGCAGCCCGAAGUUGCCGCUUACAUCAAUCAGGAAAAGUCAUAUUGCUGCACAAAACGCCGAGAGGAGCAACAGUGAAGUAUAUGCUGAAGGUGACUGUAUAGAAGGAUUCAUUGUUAAGAGGAGAUACGAUGUCCCCGAUUUGUUCCUCAAGUGUAUAGAACUAGAACAUUUGAAGAGUGGCGCCGAAUACUUACAUUUGCAACGAGAAGAUAGUAAUAAUGUGUUUGGUAUCGGCUUCAAAACCAUUCCAUUCGACUCAUCUGGCGUCGCUCACAUUUUGGAACACUUGGUGCUUUGUGGCAGUGAGAAAUAUCCUUGUCGUGACCCAUUCAUGAAAAUGCUAAAUCGGUCUCAAGCAACCUACAUCAACGCAUUCACAGGUCCAGACUAUACUUUCUAUCCUUUCUCCACAAUGAAUAAUUCUGAUUACAAAAAUUUGAUGUCUGUCUACUUGGAUGCAGUUUUCCGACCAAAGCUUCGAAAUCUAGAUUUCCUACAAGAGGGUUGGAGACUUGAGAAUGAAACUAUUGAUGACCCCAACUCUCCCAUUAUUUUCAAAGGCGUUGUUUUCAAUGAAAUGAAAGGGGCUUUUUCAGAAAAUGUUAAUGUAUUCUACAUGAAUGUACUCAACAAUCUGAUGCCUAGUCACACAUACGGUGUGGUGAGUGGAGGUGAUCCUCUAAAGAUACCUUCAUUAACAUAUGAUAAUCUGAAAAGGUUCUAUUCUGAUUAUUAUCAUCCAAGUAAUGCCAGAUUUUAUUCGUAUGGUAACUUCCCGCUCAGACAUAAUCUCAGAUUCAUUAAUGAGGAAUAUCUUUCGAAAGUAGACAAAGUUGAGUCAAAAAAGAGUGAGGUACCGUCAGAGUCAAGAUGGCUAGAACCUAAAAGAAAACAUAUCUAUUGUCAAAAGGAUGUCAUGGCAGACCCAGAAAAACAAUCAUAUAUCGAUAUUAGUCAUGCGUGUUGUGAUAUAACAGACAUUCAAGAAUGUUUUGUUCUAGAAUUAGUUUCGACUCUACUACUGGAUGGCCCCAAUUCCGCUCUAUACAAGUCUCUUGUUGAACCAGGAAUUGCAUCUGGGUUCAACCCAGUCACGGGAUUCACCAAUUUCACCAAAACUACUGCUUUAAAUGUAGCUCUACAAGGCUUGAAUGAUAAAGACUUUGAUUGGGCUAUUAAUACUUUUGAUAAAAGCAUUGAGGAGGUGAUAGAGAAGGGUUUUGAUCAGAGACAAUUAGAAGGUAUUCUUCAUAACAUUGAAUUGAGUAUCAAACAUCAAUCAGAAGAUUUUGGUAUAAAGAUGUUAACUUUUGUGAACUCUGUUUGGAAUCAUGGUGGCAGUGUCCGCACCCUCUUGAACGUCAACGACCGCUUAACUUCACUGAAGAAGGAUAUGACAGAUGAUUCGAAAUACCUACAGAAAAUUGUUGAAAAAUAUUUGAAGAAUAAUUCACAUCGCUUGAUUCUCACAAUGUCCCCGAAAGAAAAUUUUGAUUCUAUUCUUCAACAAGAAGAAAGUGAUUUACUCAAAACAAAGAUUGAAAGUUUGGAGGAAAAAGAUAUUGAAGCUAUGCGAAGUACAAACCUGUUAUUGAAAGAUCAUCAAGAUAAAAAGGAUGAUGUCUCUGUUCUUCCGACUCUAACCAUGGCUGACAUCAACAAAGAAAUAGAAAGAGUUGAUUUGAAAAAUAUAACUUUGUCUGGUGUACCUGUCCAAAUGAGUUUGCAGCCAACCAAUGGUUUGGUGUAUGUGCGUGGGCUAAUCAAUGCGCAUCACUUGUCUGAUGAAUGUAAACUAAUGCUUCCACUAUUCUGCCAUGUGGCCACCGAAAUGGGCACAGCUUCGAAAGAUUAUAGGGAAAUGGACCUUCUUAUUAAAUCUGUUUCUGAAUCGUUCAACUUCUCACACAACAUUGUAGAAAGCUUGAACAAUGUUAGAGGGUUUGAAGAAUCUGUAAUGUUCUCAUCAUUUUGUUUGAAUAGAAACCUUGAAGAGAUGUUGAGCUUAUGGCUAGGACUCUUUCAUUAUAUGGCGGUCGAUCAAGCAGAACGAUUCAAAACCCUGGUGACUAUUUUAGCAGCUGAUUGCCUCAAUGGAAUUGCAGAUCAAGGUCAUGCUUAUUCAAUGAACUUAGCAUCAAGUCUUGUAAGCCCAGCUUUUCAAAGAAAGGAGCUUUCGUCUGGUAUAACAUAUGUCAAGAAACUCCAGGAAAUAGCUCAGAGUGAUCCUGAAGAGAGUCUUCAUUUCAUUAGGAUAAUUUCAUCUCAACUUCUCAAUAAGGAGCGAUUGAGAACAGCUUUAAAUUUCUCACCACCUGAUGAAGACAAUGUAUUAAAACACCAUUCAUCAUUCUGUGACGCUUUGAGUGGAUCAUUCAGAGAAUCUAAUUACGAGACUUUCGACUCAUUGAUUGCCGAUUCGUCAAACAAAGGAGUACAUCACGUGAUUCCUUUCCAGAUAGGCUACGCAGCUAAAUCAUGUGUAACUGUUCCAUUUGAGCACAGUGAUUUUGCUCCACUGCGGGUUUUGUGCCAGUUAUUAUCAGCUAAGUAUCUCUUACCAGUUGUUCGUGAAAAAGGAGGUGCUUAUGGAUCUGGAUGCAGAAUCACAAAUGGAGGUGUCAUCAAUUUUUUCUCAUAUAAAGAUCCAAAUCCAGUUCAAAGUCUUGAUGUUUUUGAUCAAUCUCUGACUUGGUUGAUGAAGAAAGAAUUCUCGAAGAACGAUAUUCAAGAAGCCAAGUUGGGUGUAUUCAAAAGUCUUGACCUACCAGUGCCACCAGGUAACAAAGGUCUCUCGGCAUUCAUCUCUGGUCUCAGUGAUGACAAAUUGCAAAGGCACAGGACGUCCUUAAUAAAUGUAUCUGAAGAAGAUGUCAUGAGAGCUGCUCAGAAAUAUCUCAAUUUGGAUUCUAAUCUGCCCGAAGGAAGAGCAGUGAUUGGACCGUUGAACAAGAAUGUUUUAAAAAGGAGCAACGAAUCGUGGCAAAUAAUUGAAUAAGAAAGUUUUGCUAUAAUGAUGAUUUCAACAUCCAUCAAAUCUUAUCUUGUUUUUCUAAUAUUAUGUUCAAAUUUUUCUCAAUACUUAGAUUAUUCUUAUUCAAUAUUUACAUUCAUGCAAUCAAAACUUCAGUUAUUUCAUAUGAUGAUUUAUCACUAAAUCAGCUAAUUAAAUCUUUUUAUUACGUUACAAUACUCUUGUAAAUUGAGAAUAUGUGGUGUUUCAGUUGGAUACAAUUUGAAAAUUUUACAAAAUUGUUUAGAUCUUUAGAUUGUAAAAUUGUUUGUCAAUCUUUAAAUUGUGAAAUUUUUUGUCUCUUGGUACUUGAGAAUAUGUAGUAUUUCAGUAAGAAACAAUUUGAAGAAUUUACAAUAUUGUUUAAAUCUGUUAAAUUGUGUAAUUGUUUGUCUCUUGGUACUUGAUAAUAUAUGGUGUUUCAGUUGGAUACAAUUUGAAAAUUUUACAAAAAUGUUUAGAUCUUUAGAUUGUAAAAUUGUUUGUCAAUCUUUAAAUUAUGAAAUUUUUGUCUCUUGGUACUUAAGAAUAUGUGGUAUUUCAGUAAGAAACAAUUUGAAGAAAUUACAAUAUUGUUUAAAUCUGUUAACUGUAAAAUUGUUUGUGAAUCUUUAAAUUGUGUAAUUGUUUGUCUCUUGGUACUUGAUAAUAUGUGGUGUUUCAGUUAGAUACAAUUUGAAAAAUUGUAUAAAUCUUUAGAUCUUUAGAUUGUAAAAUUGUUUGUCAAUCUUUAAAUUAUGAAAUUAUUACAGUAAGAAACAAUUAUAAACAGUAAGAAACAAUUUGAAGAAUUUACAAUAUUGUUUAAAUCUGUUAACUGUAAAAUUGUUUGUGAAUCUUUAAAUUGUGUAAUUGUUUGUCUCUUGGUACUUGAGAAAAUAUGGUUUUCAGUUAGAUACAAUUUGAAAAAUUGUAUAAAUCUUUAGAUUGUGAAAAUGUUUGUGAAUCUGUAAAUUGUGAAAUUGUUUGUCUCUUGGUACUUGAGAAUAUGUGGUAUUAAAUUGUUAGAAACAAUUUGAAAAAUUUACAAAAAUGUAUAAAUCUUUAAAUUGUAAAAUUAUUUGUGAAUCUUAAAAUUGUGAAAUUGUUUGUCUUUUGGUACUUGAGAAUAAUGUAGUAUUUCAGUUAGAAACAGUUUGAAAAUUUGUUAAAUAUCUCCAUCAAAAAAUAUCUCAAGAAAAUUAAGAAAGUGUAAAUUUGUAAAAUACAUUAAUAAAGUUACGUUUGAGUAAA